Pseudonaja textilis is the source of this 2114-nucleotide messenger RNA. It is a transcript of the gene ELOVL5, whose product is annotated as ELOVL fatty acid elongase 5. The record is from RefSeq and is a predicted model, not a curated record. Gene Ontology annotation, biological process: fatty acid elongation, saturated fatty acid; very long-chain fatty acid biosynthetic process; fatty acid elongation, polyunsaturated fatty acid. Gene Ontology annotation, cellular component: endoplasmic reticulum membrane; endoplasmic reticulum. Gene Ontology annotation, molecular function: fatty acid elongase activity. Lineage: Eukaryota; Metazoa; Chordata; Lepidosauria; Squamata; Elapidae.
CCCUUCUUUCCUCCUCUCCGCGAGCGGUGCCGGAGGAACCUCGCCGCUGCUUAGACCCGCCCCUGGCCCUUCCCCGCCGGCCUCUUCCAGCGUAACUGAACCGCUGCCGCCUCUUCCUUCGCUGUUGCCCGGAUUCAUCGCUCGCUUCCUUCUAAGUUGCCCGCGGCGCGGCCGAGGACGCGCGAGGAAGAAGGGGAAGCGGGAUCCUAUCCACGAGCUUUUAUCCUUCGCGGAGGAGCCAGGCCAGGUGAUACAAUGGAAUCACUGGAUACAACAAUCAAUAGCUACCUGGAUGUUUGGCUUGGGCCAAGAGAUCCCAGAGUAAAAGGAUGGUUUCUCUUGACGAACUACAGACCUACCUUUCUCUUCUCUGUCUUAUAUUUAUUAAUUAUAUGGCUAGGACCAAAGUAUAUGCGGAACCGACAGCCGUUUUCAUCCAGGGGAGUUCUAGUGGUCUACAAUAUUGGACUUACUCUCCUGUCCCUCUAUAUGUUUUAUGAGCUGGUGACGGGAGUAUGGGAAGGAGGAUACAAUUUCUUCUGUCAGGAUACGCACAGUGGAGGUGAAGCUGAUAUGAAGAUUAUACGGGUCCUCUGGUGGUAUUACUUCUCAAAGUUCAUCGAAUUUAUGGAUACUUUCUUCUUUAUAUUACGGAAAAAUAACCACCAAAUCACCAUUCUUCAUGUCUACCACCAUACAACUAUGUUGAAUAUUUGGUGGUUUGUUAUGAACUGGGUGCCUUGUGGCCACUCGUAUUUUGGUGCCACUCUUAACAGCUUUAUUCAUGUCCUCAUGUAUUCCUACUAUGGACUAUCUGCUAUCCCAUCUAUGCGUCCAUAUCUCUGGUGGAAGAAAUACAUCACUCAGGGGCAGCUGGUUCAGUUUGUUCUGACAAUCAUCCAGACAAGCUGUGGGGUCAUUUGGCCUUGUCGGUUCCCUAUGGGAUGGUUAUACUUCCAAAUUGGUUAUAUGAUCUCCUUGAUUAUCCUUUUCACAAAUUUCUAUGUCCAGACUUACAACAAAAAAGCAGCCUCCAGAAGGAAAGAAUAUCAGAAUGGGUCUGCAGCUGCUAUGAACGGGCACACAAAUAGCUUUUCUUCUUUUGGGAACAAUGUGAAGCAAAUAAAACAAAGAAUGGAUUGAAGACCAAACUGAAAAACUAUUCUGAUAUCCCAGGCAACAACAACAACAAAAUCUGAUUGUAAGCACAAUAUGUGUUGUGCACUGAUAACUCUUGACAGCUACUGUAACUAUUCCUGCCUAGAAUAGUGUUGAUUUAUAUAGGAUUUAACCAGUGCAAAACAUCCUAGAAACUAUCCAUAAGCUAAAGUUGACGACGUUGAUAAUCCUGGAUGAUCAUAGACUGAAGCAUAAAAUGUGGAAGGAAGUAUUGUAGUAUGACAGACACUGCUGUUGCCUUACUAGUUGAUAUAAUAGGUGCUGAAUUAGGAUUCACGAUUCCAAAAGUGUAAUUCAGACUCAUAUUUUUAACUGUAGAUAGUGCAUGUUACUGUAAUUUGUAUGACAAAAUUCAGCUCUUUUUUUCUUUCCAGUAGUUUAAAACACACAUGCCUUAAAUCAAAAUAAAAGCAGGGCCUAAAAUCUAAUUACCAGUUUGAAAAUGUAUGGAACUGUUUCAUUUCUAAGAGGGCAGCUUCUCAAACGGCAUUUUGUGCCCUGGUACGGAUGCCCAAAGGAGAAGCACAGGGUCACUGAUGAAAAGUUCACAUACAUGCAUACAUGUGGAUCUCCCCACACGUUCAACUGUACAGCCUCAUUUCCUGUGGAGAGAUUGUAUUUCCAAAUCGGCGAUACAAUCUCCUUAAUUGACCCUUUUCACAAAUGGCUGUCUUCAGGUCUAGCAUAUAAAAAUGUCUAUCUACCAUACAAGUGGUAACCCCUGGAAUGGAGAGCAAUCCCCCUGCAAACCCUUCACAUGCACAGUAUGUUGUGCAUCCCGAUCUGAGGGAGGCCUCUCCUUCAGCCGAGGUGCAACAUCGUUUAAUUCCUUCCAGAAAUCAAAAGAGACACAGCAGACUGUUUAUGACGUGCGGACACGCUCAAAGGCGCUCGUGCUUCUAUAUAUGCUCGGUUUGAAAUGACACCAGUGCUUU